UAACCUAUUAAACGUGCGUUCAGGCAAUGGUUCCAAACAAAUGGCGGCCAGUCUUGUGCAGAAACUGGCCUUUAGGGAGCAAUGUGGGUCGAUCAGAUGUUCAAGAAAGUCGCUUCCUCUGAAGCCAUUUUACAAGAUUCCAGGCAGACUCUGCUACCGCAUUAAUUCCCUAGUUCCACAAUUUGUUCUUGAAGAAGGACAUGUAUUUUUGGGCUUUACGAAAUCUGGACAGUUUGUUGUGUCUUAUUCCCUGCAUGUCGAUGCAGAUGAACACACUGCAUAUCCUAUGUACAUCUACAAACUACAGUGGUGGAAAUUUGUACCAACAAAGUCACUAGAGUUGGUAUCUGAACUUCGUUUGUUUGGGGAAGAGGACAUUGUUCAAGAUCUCUUCAUUGCCUUUUGUGAGUGGCCAGAAGAUGACACAAAGGUUUUGGUAUAUGGCCAUUGUGCACCUAGUCGAGGGGAGGAUAGUUGUCACUGUUACUUGUCGGUGAUGGCUGUUCCAUGCCUUACGGUGUGUAAAGACUGCCAGCUUCUCAGAAAAGAAACAUCUGGAAAUGUAGGCAGAUGUCUUCAGCACAGUUUCUGUGUACACACUAAAUACGAACUUGCUCCACCGUUUCCUGCCUUUUCACCAAGAGUGCAACUUAAAGUGAAUGGAAUCGCAAUUCUCAACACUGGAGAUUCCAUCGUAGCUUUGCAGAUUGAUGCUAAGCAGAAACACAGCUACUUCAAUCAAAAUGGACAGCCCCAUGAUCCAGAGCCUGAAGAGGAGGAAGCGUCCUCUGGUUGUCAUGACAACAUGUUCUACAUUGGUGCCGAACUUUUCCUCGUGUCGACCAAGGCGUCCUACUGCAACAUAGAGGAGAGCAGUAGUCCUGUGUGCCACGAGAAUGGGGAUGGAAAAGUGAAGGAAUUCCUCGAGAAUAUGCAAGAAGUUACUGUCGACGAUGACGACGACGAAGAAAACGUCUGUUCCCCCGACUUGGACAACUUUGACCUUGAGUGCCAAGAGUGUGAUAAAAGUGCCAAAAAUUGUGAUAAUUCUUGUCAUUGCCGAUCUGGUCCAGCCCGCCGUCCCGCUCUCAAAGUGAAGAACUGUUCCACGGACUCUAACACUAAUUCCGACUGUGGGAAGAGCGUCAACAGCUGCAGCAAGCCGUUCAUCCACGGUGGCAGCCUGUCCCCGGGCUGCAACAGUGGCCUCGGGAACCAGUAUCCGUAUUCCUUCUCCAACUUUCCAGACUUGAAGCUGCACAGCCCGGACAUGUCUGGCUGCACCAGUGCCAAUCAGCCUUCCGAUUUCACAAACGAUGACUUUGUUACUAACUGCUCCUCGAGCAGACUGUCUUCCCAGCGGUCGUUUUUCUCUCCAAGCAACAGCUAUGCAAGCAGUACCGGGUCCAAGAGCUCAGAGAGUGUUAUGGUGCACACAAACCAUUCACGGACAGUUACAUUUUCCCUCCGCAGGUACAGCUAUUCCACUGAGGAUAUGCUGGAACCUCCUAUUGUUGUUGAAGAUGAUUAUGACUUGGCAUAUCGCAGUGUUUUGCCAGUCGAAGUUUUGUGGUCCAAUCAGCCUUUGUCCAUUGUCCUGUCUGAAUGCAAUAGCAGCAGUCCAACUGCAACAGUUUUACAAAUGACCUUUGACAUCGAACACUAUAUGGUUGAAGUAAUCCACCAGGAAGCUGAGUGGGGACAACGCUACGUGGCCUUUUGUAACUAUGAUCUCCAGAUACUGGAUGUGUGUCCAGAAAGUGCUAAGGUGUAUGGAACAGUUCAUGCCCUGAUCCAAGCAAGAGAGAAAAGUCUAAAGCAAAGCAAAGGUGUUGUGAAGUCAUAUCAAACGAACUUUACAUUUGAGUGGGAUUUACGUGCAGGAAGUUAUUCCACACUGCAUAUUGAUGAGUUGGUAGAAGUUAAUGAACAGAUACUCAGAGGGCGUGAUUGGAAACCAGGUAGUAAGGAAUGCAAUCAAUUGAGGAGAAAAAUGGUUUGGCCUCAGUCUUUCUUCCGCAGUGUGCAUGUCUUGUCCAACGAAGCUGUUUUUAAAGGCAGAUCCUUAUCUAUGUUAAUUGCUCCAAACCACUACACGGCCAUUCUGCUGUGAGGAGGCUGCGAACCAAAGAGACACUUUCUACUUAUGUACCUCAGGCCAAUUGCAUUUUCUGUGUUUUAUGCCUUUUUGUUGAUCAUUUGUAGCAUUACUUUGCACAUCAUGGGGAACAGAGUUUAGAUCAUCUCGGCUGUGUUUUACGAAUCCAUCUUAGCGCUAAGAUCACCUCGAGUUAAUACUUAUGCAAUUACGGUGAUCUUAGCGCUAAGAUUGCUUUCGUAAAACAGUGCCCGGUUCUGUUGUUUUAAUUGCAGUAAAAUUGCAUUUGUUCAUUAUUUUAGUUUUUGUUAAUGUUUCUUGAUUACUGUUUACAAACAUUUGACGAUAUAAGAGAAUAAAAUUCUUCUUUGAAAAUGGUACCUUUUUGACCCCCAGGCCCUUCAACAGUUGAAUACACAAUUAAUUAGUAAUUUUGUCUACAUCGUCUGAUCCAUAAUGGAAGCACCAAUGAAUGCAUAUUAAUAUAUGCAUUCUUGUAGAAAUACUCUUGAAAGAAAUAAAAAUAUUUUAAAAACACACUUCAUAUAAUUUUCCUGUCCUUCAGUUAGCCUUGUUAUGCCAGGGUCUUAUUUUUGAUUUUAUGUCAACCAGGGCCCCGUUCCACAAAGCAAUAUUGGCCCUAAGAUCAUCGUAACUGCACAGCUAACAUAUGCACUUACGGUGAUCUUAGCGCUAAGAUUGCUUUGUGGAAUGGGGGCCCUGAACAGCACAAUUUCCAGCCUUCUGCUACACGUGUGACCGACAGACCUGAAUUAUGCUGAAUAAUGCCCAUUGUAGUGCAUUCUGGUCUUAAUUCCUAGGUACCAUUUUCAAAGAAGGUCAUGUUAUGGAUCUCGAAAUUCAUGUUUUGAAGAAUGUAUGUUCUUACUGUAUCUUUUUAAUGGAAAAUAGUUACCUUGUUGCCUAUAAAUUUGUAUCACUCCAUCUGACUUCAAAUCAAAAUAGUAAAGCUCAAGGCACUUUCCUGGCCCUUGUGUUGGGAAGAAAUUGUUUUUGAACCUAUUACUCAUCAGACACCAGGCAUCGAAAUAAAUCAAGAGUGGUUACCAGGAUCUUAUGACAUAUUGAGAACAGUACUUUGCUCGACAAAAACUUGUUCAAUUUAAAUUUUAAUCAAUUUAAAUUUUAAUCAAUUUUGUGUCAUUCAGAUAUAAGAUACACAUGCUUGUAUUAGUUCAAUGAUACAGUGCUUCUAGAUUAUGGUAGCCCCACUCCCAUGGCUAGUGAUAUUCAAUGUUGGACUAGUAAGUAACUACUAUUGCCAUGCCCAAUGGCUAGUGAAAAAAAUUGGUCAAAUGUUGCAG
Gigantopelta aegis is the source of this 3423-nucleotide messenger RNA. Its product is annotated as DDB1- and CUL4-associated factor 15-like. The coding region runs from base 41 to 2113 and encodes 690 amino acids. Gene Ontology annotation, biological process: protein ubiquitination. Lineage: Eukaryota; Metazoa; Mollusca; Gastropoda; Neomphalida; Peltospiridae. Gene Ontology annotation, cellular component: Cul4-RING E3 ubiquitin ligase complex. The transcript is spliced from 13 exons. The record is from RefSeq and is a predicted model, not a curated record.